Bubalus bubalis (water buffalo) is the source of this 2960-nucleotide messenger RNA. RefSeq names its product popeye domain containing 2 (gene POPDC2). Gene Ontology annotation, cellular component: sarcolemma. Lineage: Eukaryota; Metazoa; Chordata; Mammalia; Artiodactyla; Bovidae. The transcript is spliced from 4 exons. Gene Ontology annotation, molecular function: cAMP binding. The record is from RefSeq and is a predicted model, not a curated record. The coding region runs from base 605 to 1711 and encodes 368 amino acids.
CUCUGGGGAGGUAUGUUAAGUGCUCUGCCAGCCUGCCUGUAUGCCUGGCCUGUUUUUUCUCACUGCCAGUACCUCUUGGAUUCCAAUUCCAAACAUGGUAUCCGUCUGGGGUCACCCUUUCUUCCGGUGCCAAGAGAGACGCAUUCCAAAUGGAGCACAAAUGUGCCUCCCGUGCUGGGCGCUCUUCAUUCUGUUUGGGAACAACAGGGAGCAGGAUGUGGCUGCUUUAUUAUCCCUCACUGCUGAAGCUUUCAGCCCCAUAGCCCUAUCUCUUUCUCAGGAAGAUUUAGGUUUCCUGCCAAUGCCAAGAGUCCAAUGUGAAGACUGUUCUAAGAAACCUGGAGCUGAGGACACUCACCAGAGCUUUGCCAGGAGGGCCAGAGCCUUGCUGAGGGAAAGAGAAAGAAAAGUUUUCAGUUCUCCAUGAAGUAUAUGAUGUUUUGCUAUUCAUUCCCAAAGCUGCUGGAAGCAUUCCUCCCAAGAAAGGUGGAGUUGGCAGGGAGAAGCCAGAGGUGAGACGACAGUUGGGAGGACAGAUUGACCCAUUUCCUGAAUUUCCCAUGUGGGGACAGUCUUAGAGCCUGACAGGCUUUGAGACCCGAAGAUGAGCAGCAACCGCAGCAUGGAGGGUCAGCUCCUCUGGCACGGGCCACUGUGCAUCGCCUGGAGGCAGGACCUGGAAGGGGCUAUCUUCCACCUGGCCAACUGCUUCCUACUCCUGGGCUUCAUGGGCGGCAGCGGGGUGUAUGGGUGCUUCUACCUUUUUGGCUUCCUGGGCACAGGCUACCUGUGCUGUGUGCUAUGGGGCUGGUUCGGUGCCUGCGGCCUGGACAUUGUUCUCUGGAGCGUCCUGCUGGCCAUGGCCUGCGUGGUCCAGCUGGCACACCUGGUGUACCGCCUGCGUGAGGACACCCUCCCCGAGGAGCUGGAGCUGCUCUACAAGACGCUGUGCCUGCCCCUGCAGGUGCCCCUGCCAGCGUACAAGGAGAUCGUGCACUGCUGCGAGGAGCAGGUCUUGACUCUGGCCACGGAGCAGACCUAUGCCGUGGAGGGCGAGACGCCCAUUGACCGCCUGUCCCUGCUGCUCUCUGGCCGGGUCCGUGUGAGCCAGGACGGGCAGUUUCUGCACUACAUCUUUCCUUACCAGUUCAUGGACUCUCCCGAGUGGGAAUCGCUGCAUCCCUCUGAGGAGGGGGUGUUUCAGGUCACUCUGACAGCUGAGACUGAAUGUAGCUACAUUUCCUGGCCCCGGAAAAAUCUCCACCUCCUUCUGACCAAAGAGCGAUACAUCUCUCGCCUCUUCUCGGUCCUGCUGGGCUAUGACAUCUCAGAGAAGCUCUACGCUCUCAAUGACAAGCUCUUUGCUAAGUUCGGACUACGCUUUGACAUCCGUCUCCCCAGCCUCUACCACGUCCUGGGUUCUGCUGCCCCGGAUGCAGGACCAGAGUCUGAGAAGGAUGACAAGGAAGCCUGUGAGCCAGCGGCAUCCCCUCCUCAGGCCCUGGACACGUCUGUCCAGCAAACACCCUCUAGCUCCCCACCUCCACUGGUCACCAGCUCUCCUGCACCUCCUCCCUGGGUCAGAAUGUCCAGGCCCGACAGCGGCGUCCUGGGUGAGGACUCCACCAGUCUGGUUCUGGAGGAUUUUGAGGAGGUGUCGGGAUCAGAAUCAUUCAUGGAUUAUAAGAGUGAUGGGGAGUACAUGAGGUGAGGGGAGAACUAACAUGGGCACAGCCACCCGGCUUGGGAUCCUGUCUUCCAGAACUCCUCUCCGGAGCUACUCUGAAGUUAUGUCCAGGGGACAGGCGCCCUUGGCUCCAACCCAGACUCCUGAACUGUAAGGGUCAAUGGACCAUCCUUUACUCUGGCCACGUUAAUCCUCACAGGAUGGUCACUCGUGUGCACACCCCUCUCCUCACCCACUGGAAGGCCCACAGGCAAGGCUGGAGCAGACACAGGAUGCCAGCACUGCAACCACGCCAAGGCGCCUGGGUGACUUUUAGAAAUUUACCUUCAUCAGCCUUCCUUCCAAGAGAAGUCAUCAAAAAAUGCCAAAGCACAGAUUCUAUCCUUUACUAACUGCAGAAUUUCAGGCAAGUCACAUAGCCUCUCUGAGCAUCAUCUGUAAAGGGGUGAUUAUAAAACCCACUUCACAGGGUUGUAAGGAUUCCAUGAGUAGAUUUCAAUAAAUCACCUAGGACAUGCUGUGGCACCUAGUAGGCACUCAAUAAAUCACUCAUUUCCUUUCCUUAUGUUGUUUCCUUAACUUUCUGAAAGGAUCAAUGAAGUUAGCUAUCCAAGCAGUUUUCAGUGUUUUUGUCUUGUUUUAUUGAAAAUAUUUUUCUCAGUUAAGGUUCAACUUAGGUAAGUAGAAAUUUUAGAAUCUAGUUUGCCCUUAAUCUUUUACAUUCAACUUACAAGUCUUUCCCUUUAUUUAUGACCCUAAUAUUAAACAGUAGUUUUUAGAAGUAGUUUUACAAAUCUCUUUUAUUAAAUUUCCUUAAACAUUUUAAAGUAGACUUACAAAUUUAACAUAUUCUGUUUUAUUUUUUCCCCUAAAUGCUUAGACGUCUAUUCUGGUUACCUAUUGCUGUGCAACAUUCAUCCCUAAAAGCAGUGAGUUAAAAUCGCAAUGAUAAUUUGUUUUGCUCACAAAAGUGGGGCUUGCUUGGGCUCAACUGGGCUGUCCCCACUCAGAGUUUCUUGUGCUGUUACAUCAAGACAGUGGCUACAGCCAGGAUCACCUCAAAGGCUUCUUGACCCAUGUGUCCGGGGCCCAGGCUGGGAAGACUCAAACAGUUGAGGGCUGGGACAGCUGGGGAUCCUCGGGCAAUCCUUGCUCUUUCAAAAUUUUGUUUAUUUUGUUGCUGUAUAAUACUCUGUUGUAGGGCUUUCCUGAUAGCUCAGUUGGUAAAGAAUCUGCCUACAAUGCAGGAGACCCUGGUUCCAUUCCUGGGUUG